Messenger RNA from Pelagomonas calceolata, 1902 nucleotides. Lineage: Eukaryota; Pelagophyceae; Pelagomonadales; Pelagomonadaceae. The record is from the annotation of a GenBank genome assembly.
CCCCUAGAUUUAGACCACCAGAGCUGCACGUGGUUGCAGCCCCUCUGCCUCCGACGCGGUGCCACCACAAAGCUACCAUGCGCGCGCUGCUGUGCCUCGCCUUCCUGCCCGGUUUGCGGAGCUUCGCCCCGACGCCGCGCCGCCACCGCAUCCAGCUGAAGAGUGUUGAGGACGUCCACGGCGACGAGGUUUUGGCGCCGACCGAGGAGCUCUCGACGCCGUCGAGCGAUUUCGUUUCGGACCUCCGGAAGAACGCGACGCGCCAGAAGCACGCCAUCGGCUACGGCUCGUCCACGACCUACGACAAGACGUCGUUGACGAACGAGCUGCCGUACGCGUCGGCCACGCCGGCGCAGACCCCGAAGCGGGAGUCGCGCGUGUUCUGCAGCCGGGACCUGAAGCUCGAGAACAUCAAGGUUAUAGGUUAUGAUAUGGACUACACGAUCGUGCACUACAAGUGGCGCGAGUGGGAGGCCUUGGCCUACGCGUGCGCGAAGGCGUGCCUCGAGUACCUCGGCUUUCCCGUCUCGGAUUUAGAAUUUGACGACCCGGACCUCGCCUGCCGAGGCCUCGUGAUCGACACGGAACGGGGCAACUUCCUCAAAAUAGAUAGGCACGGCUUCGUGCGUCGAGCGAUGCACGGCAAGCGGCGCCUCGCGCCGGACGAGCUGGAGGAGCUCUACGGCCGGAAACUCGUCGAUUUGAGAGAUCGGCGCUUCUCCUUCCUCAACACGCUGUUCUCGGUGUCGGAGGGCGUGCUGUACUCGCAGCUCGUGAGCAAAUUGGACUCGGGAGCGUUAGUAAGAGACGCGAGCCCGCCCUUCGACGCGUCGAAGGUCUCGAACUACGCGGACCUCUACCGAGCGGUCUCGUCGGCAUUAGCGCGGGCGCACGGCGGCAAGGCGAGUCCGUCCGAGAUCAAGGAGGCCGUCUUCGCGGACCCGGCGCGCUACACGCAGCGCGAGCCCGAGAAGCUGAGAAGGAUGCUCGCGGACCAGCGCCGCUCGGGCAAGAAGCUCGCGCUCAUCACGAACAGCGACUGGUGGUACACAGACACGAUGAUGCGUUUUGUCUGCGGCGACGACCUCGAGCCGUCCGGCGCGGACUGGCGCGAUUUGUUCGAUGUAGUCGUGUGCUCAGCGAGGAAGCCGGCGUUCUUCACCACCGAAAAACUGCCGUUCUACGAACUCGCCUUGGACGAGGUCGGGUCGCGGGAGCGCGUCGCGGGGAGCGCGCCUCUACUGAGGGAAGCGAAGCAGAUGAGAUGUGGAAGGGUGUACUGCGGCGGGUCGGCUCGCUUAGUCGAGAAACUCUUCAACAGCAAGGAGGACGAGUUGCUGUAUGUGGGCGAUCAUUUAUUUACGGACGCGAACGCGGUAAAAGCAUCGAUGCGCUGGCGGACCGCGCUCGUCGUGCAAGAGCUCGAUUUGGAGAUUAGAGCCGCGGCCACAGAAACGAGAAGGACGGCGCAGAUCGACGCGUUACUUGGAGAGAGGGACAACCUCGAGUCCGAGCUGAACGUGAAGCGACUAGCAUUGGAAAGGUGGGACCAGGACCGGCAGCCGUCGCCCGGCUUAGCCGACGAGGCGCAUGCCGAGGAAUAUAGAAGGGACGUCGUAUCUCUAAGGGCGGCGGUCAAGCAGGUCGACGACCGGCUCGAGCCGCUGUUGGCGCGCGUCGGCGAGGCCUUCAACCGCCACUGGGGCUACCUCACACGCGCGGGCCACGACGACAAGUCGCACAUCGCGCGCCAGAUCGAGAAGUACGCGGACGUCUACUGCGCGAAGGUGACGAACCUCGACGCGUACACGCCGUUCCACCACUUCCGGGCCGCGCCCGUGGACCUGGCGCACACCAUGGCGGCUGUUUCCUCCCCCUCUGAUUUAUAGCCCUGUUUGUUUG